AUGACCGACCCCGACGAGGGGAGAAAAAAUUUCUAUGAGGAAAUGGCACGCCCUCCUGGCGACUCUGCCGAGGAUGGACAAGCCGCUUGUGCUUGGCAACUUCAAUGUUCGCGUCGGGACAGGAUACCGUCUCCCCCUGAACAACACCUUCUUCCGCCUCCCGACAUGGGCGUGGGCCAGUCUGAUGCACCCACAAUCGCGGUGCUAGAAGCUGCUGGACUAUGUGCUCGACCGGAGGCGAGAUCGACAGGACGUGUUGGUGACCAAGGUGACCUGCGCCGCCGCCGACCCAUUGCCCAAGAAAAAUGACAAGACCAUGUAUGCGACCGCCGUGGGUUAAUCUGACGACAAAAAAGACCAUGAAGAAGAAACAGAGACUCUGGAAAAAGUAUUUGCAACUUCGACAUCCAAGGUCACUCACCGAAUAUAAGGAUCAGCGCAAUAAAUGCCGUAAAGAAAUACGGGUUGCUAGAACUUCUUUCGAGCGCCGACUGAUAGCAGAAUCCAUUACAUGUCCCAAGAAGUUUUACGGGUACAUCCGCAGUAGGAGGAAACAUUGGGACGAAAUUGCGUGUCUAAAGGAUAGCCUCGGAAACUUAGUAGUUGGAGGGCCACAGAAAGUGCGAUUACUGUCUCAGUUUUUUCAAUCGGUUUUUAUGGAGGAGUCCUCAGAAGACAAUCAGCAGUUUGAAAUGGACUGAUACAGCCGGGAGCUUCAAAUGCGCCAAGAUAUUGCCGUCAUUGAAACCGUCGCCUUUUCCUUCGAAGAAGUCAGACGCGUCCUCAGUCAAAUAAAACCUGAUAAGUCUCCUGGACCCGACGGAAUUCCCGGACUAAUGCUUGAGGAGCUAUCAACGGAAUUGUCAAAGCCUCUUUCGACUCUCUUUGAGAUGUCAAUGAGAACAGGAAGGCUGCCCUCACAGUGGAAGACAGCUAACCUCGUUCCAUUGCAUAAAGGAGGUAGCAGGGUGACUGCAAGCAGCUUUAGGCCUAUUAGCUUAACUUGCCUCCCAUGCAAAACGAUGGAAGCUAUAGUAAAGAGCGCCAUACAGCAAUUUUGUGAAGAAAAUAACAUCUUGCAGGAUUUUCAACAUGGCUUCCGGAGAGGACGUUCCUGCCUCUCAAAUCUGCUAGCUUGUCUGGAAAUCUGGACCAGGGCUCUAGAAGAGGGUUUUGAGGUCAAUGUCGUAUACAUCGAUUUCCGCAAAGCUUUCGACAUUGUCCCGCAGCAACGUCUUCUUCACAAAUUGAGCGCCAUCGGCAUCCGGGAAGAUCUUCUGAACUGGAUUAGGGCGUUUCUGGUUGGUCGGAAACAACGUGUCUGUAUCGGGGAUGAUAUGUCAGAAUCGGUGAAUGUGACCAGUGGUGUGCCGCAAGGCUCAGUUCUGGGACCAUUGCUCUUCAUCCUUUACGUUAACGAUAGCCUUCAGGAACUCGACUGCGGCAAAAUAAUGUUUGCAGACGAUGUUAAGCUCUGGCAAGUCAUUAAGGGUCCGAAUGAUCAGAGAUCCCUUCAAGAUAAUCUGCACCGACUGCAAGCGUGGUCGAAGAAAUGGCUUCUAGAUUUCAAUGUGGAGAAGUGUGCCAUCCUUCAUCUGCGUCUAACCAACUCUCAUUCAAAUGAGAGCCUGAGUAUAUAUCACCUGAAAAAUAUAAGGCUCCCCGCAGAAUCUUCACAGAAGGAUCUCGGGGUUUGGAUACAGAACAACCUGAAACCAACACUGCAGUGCCACAAGGCUGCAAAAAUCGACAUGGGAGUGCUGCAUGCAAUAAAAAGGGCUUUCGUAAAUUUUGACCAAGACCUUUUUGGGAGAGUUUACGGCACAUUUGUUCGGCCCCACUUAGAAUAUGACAUACAAGCAUGGCGGCCAUGGCUGGUUAAGGACCAAGCAUGUCUCGAACGAGUACAACGGCGUGCAACAAAGCUGGUAAACGGUCUAAAAAGCCAAUCCUACACAGAAAGACUGAAUUGCCUUAAUUUAUUCCCUCUGUGUUACAGGCAGCAAAGAGGUGAUCUUAUCCUCAUCUACAAGAUAAUACAUGACGUUAAGCAUGGGCUUACAUUUGAGGACAUGUUUCAGUGGCACCUUUCACCCAAUCUUCGUGGUCACUCGAUGAAGUUACGGAUAACAAUGUCCAGGCUGAAUCUUCGUUCUGAAUUUUUCACGCAGAGGGUAGUGGAGAAAUGGAACGAUCUUCCUCAGUCAGUCGUGGAGGCUAAGUCCCUGCAACUCUUAAAGAAACGCUUGGAUGAUUAUUUGUGUCCCCUUCUUUCCCUCGACAGUCUGAAUCUGAAUUGAUACCCCAGGUCCAGACAAAUAUUUUCUUUGAGACAAUGCUACUCAAAUGAACCAAGUACUGUUUUAAUAGUAAACAUGUUUUGUUCGUGUACAGUUAUUUCUAACGAGCUGACAUGUAAUCAAUAGGGUUUUCAAAGGCUUUGCCUAUUAUCCUUACAAAUAAACUGAAAAAAUAAACUGAAAAUAUGAGGUUCCGGCUGCAACAUCAUAGGAGACCGCAGAGUGAGCGGCCACCAGGUAAUUUAAAUACUCUUUUGUUGAAUUUUCCUGUUCACCGCUUCGAUCUCAGCAAACGCCUGGUCCAGCGCCUAGAGGGUCCAGGCGACAGCGCUACCGUAGAGGCACAGUGAUAUCAACUGCGGAACACUAUCCCCUCCUCCACUCCUCCUAGGCGUCCUCGGCUGCGGUCGUCGUCAACACCAAGACUGGCUUAAUGACAACAAUGUAAACACCAGCAACUUACUCACUGAAAAAAGCAGACUGCGAAAACCUAACCGACACAACCAAAACGGCCUUCUACGGAUUUGCCGUCUGAUGCAGCAACGACUGCGGGAGAGGCAGGAUGCUUGGGUAGGUCGAAAGGUUAAGGGAAUCCAAGGAUACGCGGACCGCGACUAAGCGGAAAAUUCCUUCAUUUAAAUCAAGUCAGUUUCAACAUUCAAGAGAACCGUGCCGCUGCUCGGCUCCGACGAAACAACGCUGCUGAUGGAGAGAUCUCAACUUCUUAAACGCUCAGCCGAGCACCUCGAAACGAUCUUUAACUGCCCAUUCACGAUCUCCGGCACCGUCAUUCACCUUUUUCCUCAGUUAACAACGAACAAUGACUUGGGCCUCUCGUCUUCCCUUCAAGAAACCCUCAGAGCCAUGCAGUAGCUCUCCGGCGAGGAAGCAUUGCGAUCCGACGCGAUCCCGGUCGAAGUCUACGAGCAUGGCGGACCCCGACUGACGAAUCAACUUACAAUGCUCUUUCAAGAGAUCUAGUGCCAGCGGCAAGCUCCCCUGGAAUCUCGCUGCUCAGCACUGCUGGGCAGAUCUUCUCUUGCAUCCUUCUUAAUCGACUCGACGAUCAUCUAAAAUAAACGGACUUUGCCCAGAAAGCCAGUGUGGCUUCCGAUGACACUGGGGAACCAAGGACCUGAUUUAUAACGCUCGCCAGCUACAAAAGAAGUGCCAUGAAAAUGUGGGCUCACCUUUACACUGAUUUUAUGAAUCUGACUACAUUCUACGACACAGUGAAUGCCAAUGGGCACUGAGAAUUCAUGCAGAAGUUUGGCUGUGCCGAGCGAUUCACGCACGCUGUAUGUCAGCUCCAUCACGGGAGGACGCGCAUCAAGGACUAUGCGACCGCCUCUGAAACAUUGGCAGUAACCAACGGCAUAAAGCAGGGUUGGGUUCUCACCCUAACCCUUUUCAGCUUCAUGCUUUCUGCCGUGCUGAUGGACGUGUACCGUGUACCGUGGGACCGGCACCGUCUACAGGGCCGACGGCCGUCUUCUCAAUAGCCGGCGCAUGCAGGUCCCCAAUGCGUCAUGGGGCCGCCUACGCUAAUCAAUCCACGAAAUUCAAUUACCCCCAUCUUAGCUGUCUCCGGAGAACACUAAAGCUGCGGUGGCAAGACAGGAUCCCGACACGGAAACCUUUCAACGGACCGGAAUCUUCAGCAUCUAUGCCGUGAUGAGGCAAAUGUUACUACGAUGGAGCAGCCACCUCGUGAGGAUGGGCGAUUGGCGGUUACCAAGUUGAUUCUUCUAUGACGAUGUCGCUACGACUACUCGCCGACAAGGAGGACAAACCCGACACUAAAAGGACAUCCUGAAGAACUCUGCCAAGCACUUGCAAAUUCACCCGGACACCGGGGAAGUCUUCGUCCAGGACCGAUCGAACUGAAGAAGGACAGAAAAUGCUGGAAGGGUGAUGUUUAAGGCCAACUUGAUCGCAACCGCCAAAGCCAAAAUUGCAGCUCGGAAGUCUCAAGCGCCUACGACACACGAUGCCAACAUCCUCACGCUACCAACGAAAAUUCCGCGCGAAGAUCGGCCUCGUUGGGCAUCUCCGGACCCAGUGCCAAAAUCCAACAACCCCGCCUACUGUCCCCACAAUAACUCCCAUCGUCAUCCCUGCACGAGUCACCACGGCGUCCACGACCGCGAUUACCCCCGCCGACUGUGAUCACACCCCUGAUGCCCUGCCGCCGUCGAUCACCGCCAAGCCCAUCAUUCCUGCCACAACCUCUACGAGAACGAUGACGGCCGCCUACCCUCCCACUCCUGUUACAGAUGGCAACACUGCAAACGCCAAGUCAACCGCUACCCUCACCACCACCAACCUCGACUUAGGCUCGUCCACAUUACGGUCGUAA
Messenger RNA from Spirometra erinaceieuropaei, 4659 nucleotides. The record is from the annotation of a GenBank genome assembly. Lineage: Eukaryota; Metazoa; Platyhelminthes; Cestoda; Diphyllobothriidea; Diphyllobothriidae.